CUAAACAAGAGCAGAAAAAAAAUGUUGAAUAAGAUGAGAUGCCAAUGUCAGAAAACGAUUCCAAACGAGACCCAACUCACACAAUACAUUUAUAUAUAUACGUACAUAUUUCCACUCAAAAUUAUAAUUUAUCGAUUUAUCAUGAUCAUGUUUUACCAAGAAGAUCCUCCGAAUCACUCGAAGAGGUCCAAAUACAUUGCUUCAUCUCUCAAAUAUGCAUUCACCAACUUCCCUUCUUUUCGAGCAAAAUUACCCCAAACAGAAGAGCCUGUCAUAAAUUUCCACCAAGAAGACGAGAUAUUUGUAUCGACAAUCAUAAGCAAGUACCUGGAGUCGAAAUCGAAACGAAAGUCGGGCAAUAAUAAUAUUAUCAUGGGAGCAGAUCAUCAUAGCUUCUUCUACUGGGCUGCUGUUUCUCCUCCAGCUUUGGCCAUUAGUGGUGGCGGUGAUGGGGAGGAGUAUUUUUCCGCGACUGGCCGCUUGUUGUCCAGAUGCUCAAGUGCUGGCACAACAACCUUUGACGAUGCAUUUGCCUCGGCCAAGACACGUUUGUCAAGAUGCUCGAGCUUGGACAUGAAUACGAAUAUUGCUACUAAUGAUUUUCAAGAUUUUGAUCGACGGAGAUCGAUUAUCGCGGAGUUGAUUCAGUACUGCGAGGGGUGGCCUUUUGGGCUUUGCAGGAAGGCAAUAUUGCUGCCUCCACUGCCUAAAUCUCCAGCUGAUUCUUGGUCCUGGAUAAAGAGUAGUGGCAGAAUUGUCAAAUAACCUCUGUAAUUAGUACUUCAUAUAUAUUAAUGUUUUUAUUUUUAAUUAAUUACAUCAUAUUAUAUCA
This is a messenger RNA of Erythranthe guttata (spotted monkey flower), 832 nucleotides long. The record is from RefSeq and is a predicted model, not a curated record. Lineage: Eukaryota; Viridiplantae; Streptophyta; Magnoliopsida; Lamiales; Phrymaceae.